Messenger RNA from Pseudovirgaria hyperparasitica, 1266 nucleotides. RefSeq names its product DNase I-like protein. Bases 1 to 1266 code for a protein of 421 amino acids. The record is from RefSeq and is a predicted model, not a curated record. NCBI's taxonomy places the organism in Eukaryota, Fungi, Ascomycota, Dothideomycetes, Acrospermales, Acrospermaceae. Gene Ontology annotation, cellular component: nucleus. Gene Ontology annotation, molecular function: phosphoric diester hydrolase activity; DNA-(apurinic or apyrimidinic site) endonuclease activity; double-stranded DNA 3'-5' DNA exonuclease activity. Gene Ontology annotation, biological process: base-excision repair. The transcript has a single exon.
AUGACUGGAUCAAUUAGUCCGCCACCAACGAAAAGGAGAAAGGUACGAGCGGAAUGUGGAAACUUGACAGACUUCGGGGCAACGUUGGAAACAUCUACCACUACUGCUGCAUCAGAUCCAUCAGAUCAACCUGUUCAUAUAAUCUCCUGGAACAUCAACGGCAUCACCCCUUUCGUCCGACACCACCUGACCAAGCCAAUCACCAACUAUUUCUCAAAAUCCCCAAAAUCAGUACGCAUACCAAGCUCACAAUCUGGACUUUCGCAGCCACCUUCUCUCAGAGCAUUCCUGUGCCGCCAUAACUACCCACACCUGCUCUUCCUCCAAGAAGUCAAGAUCAACAGCAAAGACGAAGCAACGCAACGCGCCGUCCAAGCAGCCAUCAAUACUCCCGAAUCAUCCGAAACCGCUCAGCUACCACCGACCUACACGGCCCACUUUACACUUCCCUGCGACCCGCAUAACGCUCGUGGCUUUGGUGGCAGGAUUUACGGCGUCGUUAGCAUAAUUCGGGAUGACUUCGCGGACAGAUGCGUUUCUGCCGUCAGAACUGUGGACUGGGACGUCGAGGGUCGAGUCAGCAUCGUCGAGAUCACCUCUCCACAACCGCGUCACCCAAUACCAUCACCACUACCACCGUCAGCCAAACCCAGCGCUCCCAGGCCCGCAAGCAGUCAUGAUGACAAGCCCUCUACAGCCCAUCCCUCAAACAUAGCAGUCUUCAACAUCUACGCCGUCAACGGCACAAACAACGCAUACAAGGACCCAAAAACAGGCACCACGUGCGGCACGCGCCACGACCGCAAACUCGCCUUCCACAAGCUACUCAUGGAGGAGAGUCUGCGCUACGAGGCCCGCGGCUGGGCGGUCAUCCUCGGCGGCGACAUGAACGUUGCACCUGCACGAAUCGACGGGUAUCCGAAUCUGAGGACGUAUCCGCGCGAGCACAUUGUCAAUCGCGCGGACUUCAAUACUAGAUUUCUGCUAGGAGAGGACAUGAAAGCGUUGGGUGGUAACGAGGAUGGCGAGCAUGUGUUUCAAGGUAUCGAUAUCUGGCGCACACUUCACGGUCCAGAAGCAUCGGGCUAUACGUAUUACCCGCGUGGAACGGCAUGGGGCGCGAGUUGUGAUCGGGUGGACUAUUUCGUGAUUAGCAAGGGAUUAUAUGAAGAAGGUAAGGUUGUAGAGGCUGAGAUCCACGCGAAUGCGCUAGAGAGAGGGCCUAGCGAUCAUGUACCCAUCUCGAUGGUGCUGAGUUUGAGAUAG